This is a messenger RNA of Prunus armeniaca (apricot), 591 nucleotides long. The record is from the annotation of a GenBank genome assembly. Lineage: Eukaryota; Viridiplantae; Streptophyta; Magnoliopsida; Rosales; Rosaceae.
AUGGGAAACAGCUUUAACCAAUGGGAGGACGAAGGAGUCAAUGUCCAAAGAAGUAAUGCUAGCCUUUCAGAGCUAAAGCACUUGUCUAAGCUAACCUCAUUAGACUUACAUAUUACAGAUGGCAACAUUCUUCCAGAAAACCUGUUCUCUGAUAAGCUAAAAAGAUACCACAUAUUGAUUGGCAAUGCGUGGAAAUGGCAUGGUGUGGAUGAAACCUUCAGCACUCUAAAACUCAAGCUCACCACAUGCAAUCAAUUGGACCAAGUAAUGGAUGUGAAGGACUCCAGGGAGAACCUUCAAACUAAUGUACCAUCCUUUUUGAGGAAAGAAAUUCCUAUUUCCAUGGGGAAAGAGCCUGAGGAAUUGAGAGCUCUCAGAAGGGAGUCUAUUUGGGAGCUAGUGGAGUUACCAGAAGGAAAGAAAACGGUUGCUUGCAACUUGCAAGGGGGGGGAGGGGGGUUGGGUGCCGCUGGUAGAGUAGCCUUCCUGUCAGGUAUGGAGGCAGUCUUAUCUUGGUGGGAUGGGGUCUUGUCAUCAGUGUGGGCAGUUCCUCAUAUUGUGGCUUUUUGGCAAGGUAGUAUUAGGAGCUGA